This is a messenger RNA of Syngnathus typhle (broad-nosed pipefish), 1020 nucleotides long. RefSeq names its product GTPase IMAP family member 7. The record is from RefSeq and is a predicted model, not a curated record. NCBI's taxonomy places the organism in Eukaryota, Metazoa, Chordata, Actinopteri, Syngnathiformes, Syngnathidae. Gene Ontology annotation, molecular function: GTP binding. The transcript has 2 exons. The coding region runs from base 1 to 1020 and encodes 339 amino acids.
AUGGAGAAGAGAAGGAAAGGGUCCUCCCCGGAGUUGAGGCUGAUGAUGGUGGGCACCAGCGGAGCGUCUCAAUUCCAGCUGGCCAACGCCAUCCUGGGGCGGGAGGAGUUCCCUAAGGACACCGUCAGCAUCUCCGGCAGCCGCAAGAUUUUGGGGGAGCUGUCGGGGCGACGGGUGGCCCUGAUCAGUGCCCCCAACCUUUACGAUAAGGACAUAUCUGGCGUCAAGAGGAAGAUGGAGCUGAGAAGGUCGAAGUGCUUGUCGGUGCCCGGUCCCCACGCCUUCCUGGUGGCCUUUGACAUGGAGAAAAUCUCGCCCAACGACAUCAGGACCCCGCAACUCAUGAUGCGGCGCUUCGGGAGACACUGCUUGAGGCACUGCGUGGUCCUGCUGGCCUACGACGAGAACCUGGACGGCACCGCCUCAGCGGGCAUCGUGCAGAACGCCGACUGGCCCCUAAAGCGUCUGAUCGAGGACUUUGGCGGCCGCUUCUACAUUUUCAGCAAGAACUGGCGGGACCGCAGCUAUGAGCGCAAGCUGCUGCGUAAAGUCGAGUGGACGGUGGCCUCCCUGGGCGGCGCCUGCUUCUCCAGCCGAACCUUCCGCAAGGCCGAGCGCAGCGUGAAGAAGGAGGAGAAGAGGCUGAUGAAGAAGGCGGUGGCCGAUGACCAGAAAGCCCGGAGCGAUCCUGAGAGCCUGUCACAUGAGUGGUACUGCCGCAAAGACGGCACUGAGAUCAGGGCCAAAGCCGAAGUGGAUAACGGCUGGCUACGGACGUCCCUGGCAAGAGGGGUGGGGUCAGGCGCAGUGGCAGGGGCCGUCACAGGGACGCUGGCUGGCUCUAUCGAGGGCCCGGGAGGGAUGCUGUUGUAUGGCCUCAUCGGCGGGGCGCUAGGCGCCUCGGCGGGGGCUUCCGCUCAGGUGGCCACCAAGCGCAUGGAAGACAGAGUGGCGCCGCCCGCCAGACUCGACUUCAACUCCAUCUUCAUCAAUCGCUUCUUUGCCACGCCUCGGCCCUGA